CUUGGACCUCCGCACACCCUGCGGGAUGGAUGCGAAGCCCGAAAGGGUGUCACAGGUCCCGGGCAGAAUCAGCUCCUCUGGUGUGCUUCUUCUCUACAGCUAGUGUCAGCCACGUACAGAGCGAUGAUCACACCAGCAGGCGCCAUGCAGACGCCUGAUCGAUUAAAUGCUGCAUGAAGAUUUUGAACCCUCUUUCCAAGUUGCAGCCUCAAGCAGCCAGCCUUCACCUGCGCUGGUUUGCUCUCCUCUACUGACGUUCUGCUGAGAAAUGCUGUUGUCCCAGUUGUCCAGGCGGUUUGCUCUCGCUGCACUCCCUGCACUUGUUGGUUUCGGCGCCAUGGCUUCCUCCCACCCGUCCAAAGCUGCGUCCGAUGCAGAGUCUGUCCCUGGGGACUCCAUGUCCGUCAAAACCACUCUGCUGGACAAGGGCGCCGGCGUCAUACAGGGCGUCAUGCAGAACCUGCAACCCGUCAAGAAGAUCCACAUGCACCUCUGCGCUUUCCACCUGUACGCCCACGACUUGACUCGCCAGGUGGAGGCGCACCACUUCUGUUCGCAUCUCAAUGAGGACAUCCAGCAGUGCGUCAUCUAUGACACAGACGAGUCGAACGCGCGGCUCAUUGGCGUUGAGUACGUCAUCAAGGAGGAGAUUUUCGCGACACUGCCCCCUGAAGAGAAGAAGUUAUGGCACUCACACGAAUACGAGGUCAAGAGCGGCGAACUGGUGUUGCCGGGCCUCCCCAAGGUGGCCGAGCAGGCCGUGCUGCGCAAGCUGGCCAAGACGUACGGGAAGACGUGGCACUUCUGGCAGUAUGAUAGGGGCGACCAGCUACCCCUGGGUCUGCCGCAGCUGAUGGCCGCCGUAACGCACGACGGUCAGCUAGACCUGAAGGUCGUGGAGGAGCGUGACCGGCGUUACGGCGUCAGCACUGCCGACCGGAAGAAGGAACGGCAAGAUAUCGAGGGGCCGGCGAAGAUCGACCCCGACGCCGACUAUCCUCACCGGACGGGAAAGGGGCUGCAGGUCGUGCUGAUGCCAGAGGAGGAGCUGCAGCUGCCACGUCAUCUCUAGGUGCCACGUGGCACUCGAUAGAGACACUGUAGCGAGGAGGUCGGAGCCACGUCAUUGAGCGGAUCAUAACUGAGAGUUUUCAUUGUUGGAACGCUUUGCGGUCCGAGCUGUUUUGAAGAUCUGGGACAGUUCGAACCGAAACUGGAAGCUAACCGCGGAACCAUUCUGUUCAACGUUGAAGAGAGGCAGUAGAGAAUAGCAAUAGCAUAGGCCUCCGCAACUAAUGUACCAUAAGGGCGAUCCGCAAGGAGUUGCCGCAAUUAUACAGAUAUAGAGACCUGCAGCUAGCUAGAAAAGUCGUGCAUGCUUGCGCGACCAAAGCAAGCGACGUUUUGGUGCAUUUGAAGUCGCAAUGAUAAGCUUUUCCAGGGGCGUCUUUGUACGGGAAGUGUCUAGCAAGUGUGCGGAUAGUGACUGGUUGUACAGCAGUCAGAACACAAACAAUCCGUCGCGCCCUUAUGGGCUGGCCAAAGCCGUCUCCUGUCUCUGAGAUGAUGCUGCAAAACGUGCAGGUAGCCGUAUACGACCUCGACUCGAAGUCGACAUUUGACGUGCCUAGUUAGCAAAUUUGCAUGUCCAAGCUUGGCUUCUAUCAGGAUUCGAUUUGAACGCUUCAAUGAACCGAGGA
Molecule: messenger RNA, 1700 nt
Organism: Klebsormidium nitens
Lineage: Eukaryota; Viridiplantae; Streptophyta; Klebsormidiophyceae; Klebsormidiales; Klebsormidiaceae
Source: the annotation of a GenBank genome assembly